Messenger RNA from Phytophthora infestans T30-4, 1293 nucleotides. RefSeq lists its product as uncharacterized. The coding region runs from base 1 to 1293 and encodes 430 amino acids. The transcript has a single exon. The record is from RefSeq and is a predicted model, not a curated record. Lineage: Eukaryota; Oomycota; Peronosporomycetes; Peronosporales; Peronosporaceae.
AUGGAAGUUGAAGACAAUCUAAGUGCUGCCGUUGCCGCAAAAGCUCUUGCGUCGGCCGAAAUGGGUCGCAGACGCUCCUUCAUCGAGGCUACUGAUCGAGUUCACGCGAACCGCAAGUUGCAGAAGCAAAACGAAGAGCGUAUCCAGUACAAAGCCAGUCGAGAGCGUGCUGCACAGUUGGAGGCAGCUGUGGCCUGGACUUCUAUUCGGGAGCAAGUUGCUGUGGAAGUCCGUUCUAAAACGUUCUCUUGGCUCGACACGCGUGACGCAAAGUCCCAGAUACUAGCAGACGCGAAUCGGAUUUUCCAAACGGAUGCCAAGUGGAUUCGAGAUGAACUCGAGCGAGAUCCUGAACAUGCUUCGGCCACAAUACUUCCGACAGACUGUCGGUGGCAGGUGUUCCUGGAAGCCCCUCACGGCGUUGUCACCAGGAAACUGACCAAGGCGUUUUAUCUAAACACGGUGACGUACGAAAAGUAUUGGUGCGACGAAGUCGCUCUUGAAGAUUGUCAGAUAAUCGCUUGCGAGGCUCUCAUCCAGACGCGAAUUGACGAAGCUUUAGCUCGUCUCAACGAUAAGCAGACGGAGUGGGAACUCCAGAGACACCAGAAUAUCGCUGCGACGCGUAUUCAGAUGAUGUUUCGCUCUCGACAGGCACGGCUCGUGUGUCGUCGGAUUAUUCGGGUGACGUUCAUUAAACGGAUCGAGCCUAGCUCCGGCCUGGUCGUGUAUUUUAACCUUGCUCGACCACAUGAACUCCGACGAAAACCGCCAAGGCUUAUUGGGAGCGACGAACUGCUGAUUCCUACUGAGUCGACCACGUGGGUUUACCGCCAGGACGCUCACGGAGCAGGUUACUAUGAAAGGCUUGACACCAGAGAGUCGUCGGUGGGGCCACCUGACCACUUCAUACUCUGUGCAAGGUGCUCUGUGAAUUUUGUUAGUAGACGGAAGACAGCAACUGGUGCUCGCUACUGCAUCGGUUGUUACGCGAACAUUCGUUUUGCUGCUAGGAGAGCAACCACUAACGACCCGAGCGCUGAUGAAGAGAGUAGAUGGGCGAAGAUGCCGGUGCAACCAGCAAACUGUAUGCUGUGUCGGAACGCCUUGGCAGAUUUCAUUUGUGUGGACUGUAACCACGACGCCACUUGCUCACGGUGCUUCAAUGCGAUACACGGAAGGCCAGUGAAUAACAGAACUCAUGCCACCCCCGUACCCUUAGUAAAUCGAGCCAACGUAGUGUGGUUACGUCCGGACACAGCCAACGUUGAACAAAAGGUGGCAACCAGAUAG